This is a messenger RNA of Malassezia restricta, 258 nucleotides long. Its product is annotated as diphthamide biosynthesis protein 3. The record is from RefSeq and is a predicted model, not a curated record. NCBI's taxonomy places the organism in Eukaryota, Fungi, Basidiomycota, Malasseziomycetes, Malasseziales, Malasseziaceae. The coding region runs from base 1 to 258 and encodes 85 amino acids. Gene Ontology annotation, biological process: protein histidyl modification to diphthamide. The transcript has a single exon. Gene Ontology annotation, molecular function: metal ion binding.
AUGGCGCCCCUAUCAUUUUACGACGAAGUUGAGCUAGAAGAUAUGGAGUAUGAUGAGGACAAGCAACUGUUCCACUAUCCAUGCCCAUGUGGCGACCGCUUUGAAAUCUCGGUUGCACAGCUCCGAGCAGAGGAAGAUGUCGCGCGGUGUCCCAGCUGCACGCUCCUGAUUCGUGUGAUCUAUGAUCCGCUCGAUUUCAUGGACAGUGAUGGCGCGAAUCCACCGGCUGUCUCGCCGAUGGUGUCGGCUGCUGCGUAA